CGUCGCCGGUCGCCGGUCCCCCGCGCUCCCGCAAGCCGGCCUCCGCCGCAGCUGUGCUGCGCUCGAGCCAUGCAGCGCCUGGCCAUGGACCUGCGGGUGCUGUCCCGGGAGCUGGCGCUCUACUUGGAGCACCAGGUCCGCGUCGGCUUCUUCGGCUCGGGCGUGGGCUUGUCGCUGAUCCUGGGCUUCAGCGUCGCCUAUGCCUGCUACUACCUGAGCAGCAUUGCCAAGAAACCCCAGUUAGUGACUGGAGGGGAAAGUUUCAGCCGCUUCCUCCAGGACCACUGUCCGGUGGUAACAGAAACCUACUACCCGACGGUAUGGUGCUGGGAGAGCCGAGGACAGACACUGCUGAGACCCUUCAUCACCGCCAAGCCCCUGGUGCAGUACAGGAACGAACUCAUUAGAACAGCAGAUGGAGGACAGAUCUCACUGGACUGGUUUGAUAACAAUAACAGUGCAUGUUAUGUGGAUGCCAGCACCAGGCCUACUGUCUUGCUCUUGCCUGGCCUCACUGGAACAAGCAAGGAGUCCUACAUCCUUCAUAUGAUCCAUCUCAGUGAAGACUUAGGAUACAGGUGUGUGGUUUUUAAUAACAGAGGAGUGGCAGGAGAGAGUCUCUUGACGCCACGGACUUAUUGCUGUGCGAACACUGAAGACUUAGAGGCCGUUAUUCAGCACGUCCACAGCCUAUACCCUUUGGCCCCUUUUCUGGCAGCAGGCGUGUCAAUGGGAGGAAUGCUGCUUCUAAAUUACUUGGGCAAAAUUGGGUCCAAAACGCCUCUGAUGGCAGCCGCGACCUUUUCCGUUGGCUGGAAUACUUUCGCCUGCUCCGAGUCGCUGGAGAAGCCACUGAACUGGCUGCUUUUUAAUUACUACUUAACAACAUGCCUCCAGUCUUCAGUUAAGAAGCACCGGCAUAUGUUUGUCAAGCAAAUUGACAUGGACCAGGUCAUGAAGGCUAAGUCCAUCAGAGAGUUUGAUAAACGAUUCACCUCAGUCAUGUUUGGAUACCGAACAAUCGAUGACUAUUACACCGAUGCCAGUCCAAACCGCAGACUGAAGUCAGUGGGGAUCCCAGUGCUGUGCCUGAAUGCUGCGGAUGACGUGUUCUCGCCCAGCCACGCUAUCCCAAUAGAAACUGCUAAGCAAAACCCUAAUGUGGCUUUGGUCCUUACUUCUUAUGGAGGCCAUAUUGGUUUUCUGGAGGGAAUCUGGCCUAGGCAGUGCACUUACAUGGAUCGAGUCUUCAAGCAAUUUGUGCAGGCCAUGGUUGAGCACGGACACGAACUCUCCAACAUGUAGUCACUGGGUGCAUUAAGUCUGAGCCACCACGGUUAAGGCAGUUCAGGUUAGUGCAGGAAUUUCAUGACGCUGAUACACCGGCAGGUGGGUGAAGUGGUCCAGAAUGACAGGCAGAAACUUCUUAGGGAAACAAAACAACUUUGUAGCAAGAAACUAAAGAUAGUUUAGAUUGUUACUAUCGUAGAUCUUAUUUUUACUAUGCCUUACCAAGUAUGACCUUAAAAUUAAGUAGUCCUUAUGGAACAGAAUCGCACUUAACCAAAACUAUUGUGUAAAAAAGAUUUUAAUUCCUCAGGGUUUUAAUUUAGGCUAGUAUUUUUAGAUCACUCCGUUUAGGUGACUUAAUAGCACUUUAAUAACUGUUAAGGAAUUUUGAUGAUUUGAAUGUAAAUUAUUAGAGGGGCAUUCCUGAUGAGAAGAAACUGAAAAGAAUAAAUUACAAUGUGCUAAGUGUUUGUUCUGACUCUAAGAGGCAAAUGCAACAAUGUUAGACUGAAUUCUAUACCUGCUCUUUACUCUGAUGAUAUUAAAUUAGGGCUGAUUUAUGUUUUAUAAUUAUUAUCAUUUACAUCCUUAUUUUUAAAAUAGUAUAUGUACACACAGAUAUCAUUAUAUUAAAAUAAA
Molecule: messenger RNA, 1929 nt
Organism: Acomys russatus (golden spiny mouse)
Lineage: Eukaryota; Metazoa; Chordata; Mammalia; Rodentia; Muridae
Gene: Abhd3
Product: abhydrolase domain containing 3, phospholipase
Exons: 9
Coding region: 70-1305 (411 amino acids)
Biological process (GO): medium-chain fatty acid biosynthetic process; phosphatidylcholine metabolic process; medium-chain fatty acid catabolic process
Molecular function (GO): acetylesterase activity; glycerophospholipid phospholipase A1 activity; A2-type glycerophospholipase activity
Source: RefSeq, a predicted model, not a curated record